UUCAUUGUGCGGUGGCAGCAACCGACAUACACACAUUAAGGCGAGAGCCGCCCAGGGGGCCGUUCGUACAUCUCUUGCUGCUGCCGCUGCCCACCGUCCGCCCUUGCAGACGGGCUCUUGCGCUCUUCCGCGGAGCAGAGACGCAGCCAUGAAUCUGGGGGACGGUUUAAAGCUUGAAACUGAAAUACUGGAUGGAAAACCUAGACUGAUAGUGGCUCCUUGUGUAAAUAAGUCGAAACCAGGCAUAAGGAUAUGUAAUAAAAACAAGAUUUUAAAAUACACGUCAAGAUCAAAACCAAAUGGGCAUAUUCUGAAAUCAGUGCAAACAUCCUGUGAGAAGCAUGAAUGUUUAACAAAACAGAAAACCGGAUCAGUGACCAAAGCUAGUAAACAUCCUGAAACUGUGAGGAUUACUAAGAAUUUAUCAAAAGGACCCUGUAAUAAAGAUGAUGCUUUUAUAAUGCAAAAAGACAAUACAAGUUCAAAGCCAGAUAAUGUCAGAAAUUCAGUUAAGAAACCUUUGGCAUCCAACAAGAAAUUUAAGAAGCAUUCUCUUUCUGUUGAGGAUCUAAGGGACAGUUUGGUAUGUUUAACACAAGAGCAGCUGGAGCAGAUUUUAAUGGCAGUAAAAGAAGGAACCCAAGGAGCCACUCAGGUUCUGGAUGAAAAGAAAGGAGAAACAAACACCAAAACUCUUGAUGAUCAGACUUCAGAAGAACAUAUAAUGGGAUUGCUUCAGAAAGUUGGUGAUGCUCCAUCUCUUUCAAGUGAAAAUAGUUUCUGUUCAAAAAAACCCCAAGGAAUCUCUAGACAUGCUGAACAGAAAAUAAUAAUGAAUUCAUGGAAACCAGCUGACAUGUUUAGUACUCUAGGAGAACGAGAGUCGGAUAAAACCUUGUUAGAUGCUAAGAAAUCUCAGUGGAAGAAAGAACUAGAUGAACAAGUAGCUUUAAAGAAGAAGCUAAAAGAAACUUUGGAAACAGAGUCCAGACACCACCAGAGGCAGCCAGUUGAUACAGUGAAAAGCUGCUUAGAAAAAAGACAAAACAGUCAUCAAGUAAAGAUGACAUCAUCAGACAACUUGUCUCCUGCAGCAGAAGAUAUCCAUUCUCUUAGAACUUCAAUCAUUGAGCCUAGUGAAACUUCUCCCAGUGUGUCCAGUAAUCGAACUGAACAGUUCUCUAGUUUCAGUUCUCCUGAUUUGCCAGCUGCUAUUCGAACAGCAUUUGUGCUAGGGGAAGCAACACCAGUAGAGCGUCCUUUUAGUGCUGUGAAACGUGAGCAACAGAAAAAAUGGCUUGAAGAGCUUGAUAAGCAAAAGGAAGCUGACAAGCUACGAAAAAUGGAAGAAAAAUGUAAUUUUUUGAAGGGUGAAGAGCAUGACAAAUGGACAAUACAUUUUGAUUCUUUCAAGAAUCAUAUGAAUUCGUUUGCACAAUAUCCUUUAAAUACAACAUAUCAAAAGACUCCUGAGGCUAUACAGCUCUCCCAGGACCAUACAGCUUGUACAACUUCACCUUUGUCUUGUCUCACACCGACAGAGAUAGAGAUUCCAGGAAAAGCAGUUGGAAACUAUAUUUCAGAGCCAAAUCAAAAAGCCAGUUACCUUCGUUCAAUGACUGCUCUUCUGGAUCCUGUUCAAAUUGAGGAACGAGGGAGACGACGACAAAAACAAUUAGAGCAUCAGAAAGCUAUAAUGGCACAAGUGGAAGAAAAGCGAAAGAAGAAACAGAUGGAAGAGGAACAAAGAAGGCUGGAAGAACAAGAAGAAGAGCGCCGGCUUGCCAGAGAACAGGAAUUGAUGAAGAAACAGUUUGAAGAAGAUCUGCUAAAGCAGAAACAAAAAGAGGAAAUCAUGGCCCUUAAAACAAAUGAGUUGUAUCAAACAAUGCAGAAAGCUCAAGAAUUAGCUCAAAGAUUAAAACAAGAGCAGCGAAUUAAAGAUUUAGCUCAGAAAGGACAUGACACUUCAAAACUGCAGAAGAAUCUUGGUGGUGGUGAUAUUACAAAGGAGAAUAAUUACAUUGACUUGAAUAGGGUUUUAGAGACUCCUAAUCAGAAGCACUGUUUUGCAGAGACUAAUAAUGAAACAAAUGAGAGAAAGAAAACUAAUUUCUCUCCUCAGAAAGACACAGCUGUGCAGACAGAGUUUGCAAUCACUGAUUUUCCCACUGAUUCUGAAAUUUCCCCUACACCAGCUGGGGAAGGAAGAAUGGACUGCGCAUCUCCAGAUGUUGCUGUAGAAUAUAUAAUGGACUUCAGCAAUAAAAGAAGCAAGAAAGAAGCACAAUAUCUAGAUAAAAAGAUUUCAGAAAAAGAGAAUAUUAUCAGCAGUUGCAGUCGCUAUGAACAGUAUUCCCCAAAGCAGAAACAUCCCAAGGCAGUGGGAAAAAAUGGGAAAAAGGUGGACUGGAACAUAAACAAAUCUUGCAAAAGAUAUAUUCCAGCCUCUGAGAAAUAUCCCAGACUCCAGCAAAAGCAGAGGGAAGAAAAGAAAGCACAGCGACAAAUGGCACUGCUUCAGUUGGUUGAAAGAAACAACCCUGGUAAUCUUUGCAAAAAAAAAGAUGUUUCUCCAGAUAGAGCUCUUUCACCUCACAAGGAAGAUGAGGUCAAAAAUAAGGAAGAACAAUUCUCAAAAAAAUUAUUUGAACAAAGAUCUGACUCCCCACCUGUUCCAGCAGUUAAAAACAAAUUACAGCAACAACUAAAGACUUCUGAUUUCCCAGUUCUUAACAGCAAAAAUGGAAGCCCAAAGAGUAUUUCUACAGAGCAGCAUGGGAAUGAAAGACCUCUUCCAAAUGCGGAAACUGAAAGACCUCCUUCAUCUCAUUUUGUUCCUUAUGUGCGAACAAAUGAAGUAUAUUACCUUGAUCCAGAUGCACCCUUGACUAGGCCCUCCACGCAUGAGCCACAAUACCAAGAGCUGAAUGAUACUUACCAUAAACCACGGCAGGUUUUUAGCUCUGAUCACAUAAGGGAUCCUCUUUUUAAUCCUAAUAUGGUGAGAGACAGGCAGCAAGCCAUACUCAAAGGACUUUCAGAGCUACGACAGGGGCUCCUUCAGAAGCAGAAAGAACUGGAGACAUGCUUUAUUCCAAGUCGUAUGACUCAAGAAGAAAACUUUAUUUUACCGCUUUAAGAAUUUCAGCUAUGAUGAAUGGAUGUUUUGCUGUGUUGGCACUUUAUACUGUAAUUAUGAACCAAGUUUGUAGAAUAUGGGCUUUUGUAUAUUUAGGAUAAACUUUCAGUAAUGAAUUUUAUUUCACAUGAAACUGUAUGAUAAUGUGAUCUGUUUACACAGUAUUUGUAUCACUAAUUUAAAUUGUAUGUGAGUAUUUAGCAUGAAAAAUAAAAUACUUGAAUUUUCAAUA
This is a messenger RNA of Crotalus tigris (Tiger rattlesnake), 3374 nucleotides long. RefSeq names its product coiled-coil domain containing 66 (gene CCDC66). The coding region runs from base 149 to 3142 and encodes 997 amino acids. Gene Ontology annotation, molecular function: microtubule binding. Gene Ontology annotation, cellular component: cilium; microtubule. Gene Ontology annotation, biological process: cilium assembly. The transcript has 19 exons. Lineage: Eukaryota; Metazoa; Chordata; Lepidosauria; Squamata; Viperidae. The record is from RefSeq and is a predicted model, not a curated record.